ACAACCAUGUCAUCUCUACUAUCACUCCCUGCUGAGCUUCGAAAUCAAAUCUAUGACCUCCUGUUCAUUGAAACAUGUCCCUACACCUGCCCUACCAAUGACACCUCCACCUCACAGCCGACCCUCGCCGACUUUGGCAAGUCUAGCAGCCUAGACGACGCCGUGUUGAUUCGAGCACAACCACUCCUCCUGACAUGUCGUCAGAUGCACCGAGAAACACAGCUCCUGCAUCUCCAACGCACCUCCUUUGCAAUUGGCGGCAACUACGCUGAUCCGGAAGCUUUCUCGCGUCUCUGCACCGCCAAUCUGCCUGCCCCGCUCAUCUCGCAGCUCAAACACAUCACCCUCGUGGGUCGCAUCAAUCGUCUUCGCGCUCUGAAUGAGUCUUGGAAUGGUGUACCGUUUGGAUGUCAACAUCUCUCACUCGAAACCUUGGUUCUUGUACCGCGACGUCCUGCGCAAUACGAUCGCCAUUACGCCGAGAUUGCAGACUUGGACUCGGCACAUACUCUAUCAUACACACUUUCCGAGACGCUGAAGAAUCUACACAAUGUUGAAAGAGUAGUUGUGAGGAACGAGGACGAAUGCUUCAAUGAAGUCGUGUGGAAGGUCAUAUACAGAAGCAUGAUAAGUCGAUUGCUAAGGUGGGGUGGGAAAUUGUGUAGCUGUAGAUUCAGAGAGGGCGAG
This is a messenger RNA of Aureobasidium pullulans EXF-150, 687 nucleotides long. RefSeq lists its product as uncharacterized. The record is from RefSeq and is a predicted model, not a curated record. NCBI's taxonomy places the organism in Eukaryota, Fungi, Ascomycota, Dothideomycetes, Dothideales, Saccotheciaceae. The transcript has a single exon. The annotation marks the transcript as partial.